AUGGCGGAAUUGAACUGGCGCUCAGCGGCCGUCAAUGCAAUCAAGCGCAUACAUGCGCGGGUGUGUGAAGCCAGCUGCGAAACCCACGACGUAUUUCAACUGGAGCACGAGCUUAAAUCACUGGAAACACACUUUCAGCGAUUCACUCUUAAUCACGAUCAUCUUGUAGGCCAGGCUACCAAGGAUGAGGUUGCACCGCAUGACGCCUUAUGGGAAGCAAUUGAGGCGUUAUAUGACGACGCUUGCUGUCGCCUCAAUCGUCUGAUAGCAAGCACAAAGUCGGUUCCGGCUGCGGCCUCAACCGACCACGUGCUCAACACUCAUAGCGCUCUGUUGGAUGGGCGUUCUGUCGACCUGAAAAUUGACCCGCUGGUGAUUCCGGUAUUCGAUGGGAGGAUGUGUAAUUGGCUUGCGUUUAAGGACGCAUUUGAGACUCUCGUACACAAGUCCUCCUAUCCAGAAGCGUUCAAAUUAGGGAAGCUUCGGCAAUCUGUCAAUUCAAAGGAGGUCCCGCUCAUAGGUGGUGUUUAUUCGGGUGGCUACGAGGAGGUUUGGCGCGCGUUAAAGGACCGUUAUGAUAACAAAAAGCAACUCGCAGAAAUCCAUGUGACGCGGUUCCUUAACUUAAAAUUGUCGACAGAAGAAUCGGCCAAGUCUUUGCUUGCCAUUGUGGACACGGUUCACGAGUCGCUACGCGCGUUGCGGGUUAUGGAGGUGCCUGUCGAUAAAUGGGAUGCAUUGGCAGUUCCCAUCGUUACCUCCAAGCUACCUACUAUCACGAAACGCGAGUGGUCUAUGCGUUGUUCUUCACAUGAGAUACCGCUGUUGGAGGAUUUGCUGAAAUUUCUAGAAAAAAGAGCACAUAGCCUAUGCCAGGAAACAUCCAUUGAGUCGGUGCGAUUGCCGCGAACAGUAAAAUCUAACGUGGUUUCCACGGUGGAUGGGAAGUGUGCCCAUUGCCAUGGCAUUCAUCGUAUCACGAGAUGUCCCACCCUUGCAGCAAUGUCGCCCGGGGCACGUUUUGAGGCGGUUAAGGGAUCGAAGCUUUGUUAUAAUUGCUUAAGGGCUGGACAUUCGUCGAAACAAUGUUCUUCUGGUGGUUGCCGUAAUUGCGGUCGACAGCAUAACACGCUGUUUUGUCGCGAGAGCCAAACAGGAGUAGCAGCUUCAGGCUCCCAGUCCAGCUCAAAGGUCAUCGAGGCUACCCCGCAAGCUGUCCAGCCUGCUCCAAACUUAUGA
This is a messenger RNA of Rhagoletis pomonella (apple maggot), 1239 nucleotides long. RefSeq lists its product as uncharacterized. The record is from RefSeq and is a predicted model, not a curated record. The transcript has a single exon. Bases 1 to 1239 code for a protein of 412 amino acids. Lineage: Eukaryota; Metazoa; Arthropoda; Insecta; Diptera; Tephritidae. Gene Ontology annotation, molecular function: zinc ion binding; nucleic acid binding.